UGACGUUUGUAAUAAAGAAUAAACUAACCACUAUCGUAAUUGUCAGAUCCCUUUCCCAUUUAUAGUUACUUUUUCCACAAUCUUGAUUUCACAUCACCUGACAAAUUUGGCAUCUUAAUUUACUUCCACUUUUUGAUGUUUUGAAACGCUUGGGGUUGCAAUUGAAAUCUUAUGAGCAAUCCUUGUUCUUAUCGUGGCCACAACAGUCAUGGUUUAUCACUCUAGUUUUGUGAAUGAGGAUGGGGUGAGUAGAGCUUGUGGGUGUCCUCUUCUUCCUCUCAAGAGCCACAUCAAGGGACCUGCUCCUGUUUCGGGUCAAGAUACAGUUGAUAUCGUGGAUGAAGCCAUCACCUUCUUUCGAGCCAAUGUGUUCUUCAGAAACUUUGACAUCAAGAGCCCUGCUGAUAAGCUUCUCAUAUACUUGACCUCUUACAUCAACAUCGCUCUCAAGAGGCUUGAAGGUUGCAGAACCUUGGCUGAAGGAACCAAGGCAAUCAUCAACUUGGGUCUCGAAAAGGUUCCUGUCCCUGGAGAGUCUGGCUUUCCAUUUCCGGGCCUUUUCCCCCUUCCUCAAUCACAGGACGAAGCAGAAUUGUUCAAAAAUUAUUUGAAGCAGAUAAGGGAAGAAACAAGUGGGAGGAUAUUAAGCGUUGCGUACAGACCAAAUGGCACUCCAAAUAAAUGGUGGUUGGCAUUUGCAAAGAGGAAAUUUAUGAAUAUAAUCAUUCCUUGAACUGUUGGCGGUCAUGCAAUUCUUAAACCAUAGGUUGUGCUGUGAAAAAUGCACUUAAAAAAUACAGUUGAUCUGAUAAUAAAAAAAUAUAGUGAUUAUUGAAAGGCGUGUCGUUAGUUGUCUGGUUUGAAACUUCCAUCUUUAUUUGAUUAUAUUCAAACUACUGUUUUCUUGGUA
Vigna unguiculata (cowpea) is the source of this 910-nucleotide messenger RNA. Its product is annotated as actin-related protein 2/3 complex subunit 3-like. Gene Ontology annotation, cellular component: cytoskeleton; Arp2/3 protein complex. The record is from RefSeq and is a predicted model, not a curated record. Lineage: Eukaryota; Viridiplantae; Streptophyta; Magnoliopsida; Fabales; Fabaceae. Gene Ontology annotation, biological process: Arp2/3 complex-mediated actin nucleation; regulation of actin filament polymerization.